Molecule: messenger RNA, 1988 nt
Organism: Trichogramma pretiosum
Lineage: Eukaryota; Metazoa; Arthropoda; Insecta; Hymenoptera; Trichogrammatidae
Product: fatty-acid amide hydrolase 2-A-like
Exons: 8
Coding region: 307-1911 (534 amino acids)
Source: RefSeq, a predicted model, not a curated record
UCAAAUUUUUCGCCAAAAUUUUAAAGCUUGUACAGACUACAGAUACGCGUUUUUAUUCAUGGUCAGUGUCGUGCAAAUAUUUUAUGCAGUUUAUCAAAAUUCCCUUUCCUGAAAGAUCAAAAAACAUUGCACGAAUUUUCACCUGGAAACAACUCUACUUUAAUAAUUAAACUUAUAUCUUUAAUUAUUCACAUGAGCAUUGAUUAAAUAAUUCUGUGACACAACUGCUUCGUUUUGUAUAUGUUGAUUUUUUUUGACGAGUCAUUCGCAGCUGACAACUUAUCUGAUAACUGAUAUCGUAACAGUAUGUGCACCUCUACCCGUGAAAAACGACAUACUAAAAAAACAAGAAUGAGCUGUAAAAAAUUGACUCUGCAAGUAGUUAAGUGGAUAAUCAUUCAGAUCCAUUGGCUGUUUGAUUGUUUUGUCGAUUUUAUUUUUGGGCUGUAUUAUGAUAGCAAAGUGCAAAAAGUACCACCUGUUAAGAAUGAACUAUUACUUGAAAGUGCAAUAUCUUUAGCUAAAAAAAUCAGAGAAAGGAAAGUCGGCUGUGAGGUAGUAGUUACAGCAUUUAUUGACCGCUGUAAGGAAGUCAAUAGUUUAUUAAAUGCAAUUGUAGAUGAUCAGUAUGACCAAGCCAUUGCAAGAGCUCGCGAAGUUGAUACAUUAUUGCAAAAUAAAUCACUGUCUGCGGAGGAACUUAAAAAAAAUUUACCUUUGUUUGGAGUACCAUUUACGACAAAAGAGAGUAAUGAAGCUAAAGGAACUCUACAUUCAAUGGGAACUCUAAAACGCAAAGGUCAUCGUUCAACAGAAGAUGCUGAUGUUGUUUUAAAUGUUAAAAAAGCAGGUGCCAUAUUAAUUGGCAAAACCAAUAUUCCUGAAUUAAAUCAAUGGAUAGAAUCAAGAAAUAAAAUUUAUGGUCAAACUAAUAAUCCAUAUAACACUACUAGAGGUGUUGGAGGAAGCAGUGGAGGUGAUGCAGCUAUAGUUGCUGCUUGUGGAGUACCAUUUGCAGUUGGUAGUGACAUUGGUGGUUCCAUUCGAAUACCAGCAUCAAGAAAUGGAGUUUUUGGAUUCAAGCCAAGUGAAGGAAAAACUUCUUUAGUUGGAAUAGGGUUGAGAAAACAACAUUAUUAUAAUUCAAUGGCAGAAGCAGGUCCAAUAUGCAAAAAAGCUGAAGAUUUGGAUACACUUAUGUCUAUAUUUGUUGGACCAAACAUUGAAAUCAAAUUAAACUCUGAACAAGUUGAUGUGAAACAGCUUGAUAUUUUUUAUCAAGAAUGUUCAAAUGAUAUUCGAGCAAGCAAACUAAGCUCAGCAGCUCAAGAAGCUCUUACAAAAGCUAUUAGUCAUUUAAAGCAUGUAACUGGCUCAGCAACAAAAGUGAAAAUACCAGGUACAGAAUACAGCUACAGAUUAUGGCGUUAUUGGAUGACCCAAGAAGAUGCUGAUUUUACAUCAGAUCUAACUAAUAAUAACGGUAAAACAACCGCUGUGGCAGAAAUAAAAAAAAUGCUGGUGGGAAAUGCUGAAGUUACCCUUGCAGCUGUACUUAAAUUGAUAGACCAUGACUUUUUCCCUAAAGAAAAUGGAGAUUGGGCUCAAGAUGUUACACAUAAAAUGAAAAAAUAUUUAUUGGAAAAACUAGGAGAAAAAGGAGUUCUUAUAUAUCCAACAUUCAAUUCUGCAAGAUAUCAUUGUGCUCCAUUUUUGAGUCCUUUCAGUUUUGGAUAUUGGGCUAUAUUUAAUGUAUUGAAAGUUCCAGUUUGUCAAGUACCUAUGGGUCUUGAUAAAAAUGGAUUACCAAUCGGAGUUCAGGUAGUGGCUGCUCCAAACAAUGAUCAGUUAUGCAUUGCAGUAGCCAAAGAAUUAGAAAAAGCUUUUGGAGGAUGGGUUCCACCAUCAUAAUUAAAUUGAGGCAAAAAUAAAAUGAAUUUUUUAAAUAGCUCUAUUGCAAAUCCAAAAUAAAAUUUUUCAGUUAUCUU